GUCGGUUUAAAAAUAGUUUCUACUAUUUACAUGUUUCUACCCAUGAAAGUAGUGGUUUUUUCGUCUGUCUACCUAUAAUCAGUAGUUUAAAGGCAAUGAGUAUGCAUAUAUUCGAUACGUUAACAUUACCAUAAUAACCAUAAAGCAGAUUGUUUGUUGAGCAAGCAAACAGUCCAUGCCAACAGUUCACAUUGUCUGUUUUCUGUAUAGAGUAAAUGAGAUUCCGUUCAUAAUAAGAUUAGCACUGAAUUUUAGAUGAAGAUGCGAAAAAAAAUCUGAGAUAAAGAGGUCAACCAGUUAAAGUAAACAGAAAUUUUUGAUAACAACAGUCUUUGCGUUGGUGGAACAAAUUUUCGAAAACAGUCUGUAUACUGCUGUAGCACGAUCCAGCAAAGGUUUAACGCUUCCACUUCGACCUGUAAAGUUUUUGUUUGUUAAGUAACGAUUAUGGCUACAAGGGAAGGACUGCUGUUGGGAUGCGGAAAUCCGCUGUUGGAUAUAUCGUCGACAGUGGACGCAGAAUUCUUAGCGAAAUAUGAUAUGCAACCGAAUAAUGCGAUUCUAGCAGAGGAAAAGCAUAAACCACUGUACAAAGAACUAGUUGAGAAAUUCGAUGCAAAUUUCACCGCUGGCGGAUCAGUGCAAAAUUCUCUCCGAGUUGCACAGUGGGUGCUUCAAAAACCGAACGUUGCGGUUUUCUUUGGUUGCGUUGGUCGCGAUAAAUACUCGAAAAUUUUGGAAGACGAGGCUCGCUCUGACGGCGUGAACGUUCGCUAUCAAUUUAACGAAAACGAGCCAACCGGUACAUGUGGCGUAUUGAUAACGGGCCAUCAUCGAAGUUUAUGUGCAAACUUAGCUGCCGCGAAUUGCUUUACCAUAGAUCACAUCAAUUUGCCAGAGAAUCGAAAGCAUCUGGACAAUGCGGAAUAUUUCUAUAUUUCGGGCUUCUUCCUAACCGUCAGUCCACCGAGCAUACAGGCUGUCGCUAAGCACGCUCUGUCCCGAAAUAAUUUGUUUAUGAUGAAUCUGAGCGCACCGUUUUUAUCGCAAUUUUUCAAAGAGCCCCUGAUGGACGCUAUGCCUUACGUAGAUAUUCUAUUCGGUAACGAAGUGGAAGCAACGACAUUUGCCAGUGAGCAAAACUUUGGCACAACAGAUCUGAAGGAAAUUGCGUUGAAAAUGUGCGCAUUACCGAAACAGAACGAGAAGCGUGCGCGUGUUGUUGUGAUAACACAGGGCAGUGAUGCUGUGCUAUUAGCUGAAAAUAAUAAAAUCACCGAGAUACCUGUGGAGAAGUUGCAAGAGGAUAAAAUCAUCGACACGAAUGGGGCUGGCGAUGCGUUUGUUGGUGGAUUUUUGGCGCAAUUAAUUCAGAAGAAGCCGUUGGACACGUGUGUACGUUGCGGCAUCUGGGCGGCGAGACAAAUUAUUCAAAGAUCUGGUUGUACGUUCGAGGGCGUUCCCGAUUUCGAGGAGUAGCGGAAGUUAAGGCGUUAAUGACAGUGAGUGAGAAUAGGCGGAACUGCACUUUGUUUUCCAUUAAAUUUCAAAAUUUCGAGCACAUCUUCGCACAAUAAAACACUGAAUUGUUAAACGAAA
Bradysia coprophila is the source of this 1599-nucleotide messenger RNA. It is a transcript of the gene Adk2, whose product is annotated as Adenosine kinase 2. Gene Ontology annotation, cellular component: cytosol; nucleus. Gene Ontology annotation, biological process: purine ribonucleoside salvage; purine nucleobase metabolic process. The record is from RefSeq and is a predicted model, not a curated record. Lineage: Eukaryota; Metazoa; Arthropoda; Insecta; Diptera; Sciaridae. Gene Ontology annotation, molecular function: adenosine kinase activity.